UCAUGCCCAUGAUGGUCAGUUGGGACGGCUGGUCUGACGACAACUGGUCCGAUGGUCUGAUGGGCACGGGCGCAUUCUUUUCGCAUAUGUUGCUGGCGGCCUGGCUCGCUGGCCAGAGAAUGAAGCUCCGCGAGGCACUCGGGGACCCGGCGCCCGAGAGUCGGUGGACGAAGGACUUCUGCUGCUAUUGGUGGUUCCCCUUCUGCAUGGCCGUGCAGGAGGGCAGGCAGGUGGACGAGAUCACCAAUGUUCAUACCAAGUGCUGCUUCCGAUUGGGUGAUGGAAACCUGCUCAAGCCCGUUUGCGAGGACUUACGGCGACCUGGACGGGCCCCCCCGGGGGCGAUGCGGCCCUCAGCCGUGGUCGGACAGCCGGUGGGAGCUCCCGCGGUCCCAGUGAAGCUGGGCACGGCGGGGAAGGUAGCAGACCCCAAGUAGCAGCCAAUCCCUGCCGAGCCCUGGCUGCUCUCCUGAUCCGCUGUCCUUCCCGCGCGAGCAGUUCGUGAAGAACGCGAGUCAUGGCCACCUGCCUUUUUCGGUACGCAGUCCCUCGGCGCCGCCCUAAUUGGGUGGAAGCGUGGACUGGCCCGACGCUGAGGGCAUGACAUUUCACCUGUCCCAGCGAGAUGCUCUGCCCCCUUUGCAGGCCUGGCAACCUCUCUCCGCCGGUGCCGCCGCCAUGGGGCGGGCACGUCGCGCAGCAUCUUCCUCGCACGUGCCAGCAGCCAUCCAUAAAAGCACUGGCCGCACCAGAAGACGGCCCCAGAACGGCCCAUCAGAGAGCGGAUGGGCCGCCCGCUCGCGGCGCGGCGCGCCGGAGGGAGCGAACGGUCAGGUCAAUCCUCCUGCAAGAUCGAGGCUUGGGACAGUCUCGG
This is a messenger RNA of Prorocentrum cordatum, 874 nucleotides long. The record is from the annotation of a GenBank genome assembly. NCBI's taxonomy places the organism in Eukaryota, Dinophyceae, Prorocentrales, Prorocentraceae.